AUGAAAACAACCGGGAAAGACCUGAGAAAACCCCCUUGUUUCUUCUACUCCUCAUUUACCCCCAAAAACGUGGUGGAGAAGCCCGACACUCACCUUUCUCCAUCUCCGGCCAACCUCCGACUGCCCGAUCGGCAUCCACAUCCGGCCACAGUGCAAAACGGUGAGUGCCGUUGGCGUCGAUCGGUGGUGACGGUGAGUACAGCUGGCGUCACCCGGUGGUGCCGGUGGGUGCGAUCGACUGGUGGCGACGGGCUGUUGGCGUCGGCCGAUGGUGCCGGUGAGUGGGAGGGAUCUUCACGGUUGCGUAAAUAUUGGGGAAAACUUGGAGUUCAAACGGAUACACCCAAAUUCCAAAACCCAGUAAACAGUUUUUGUUCAAGAAACAGAUAUUCUAGAGUAGCUAAAAAUAGUGUGAAUUGGAGCAGUUAUGGAGGAAGAAGAAAAAAUUCUGGCAGGAUCAGAGUAGCAUCUCAGGAUUCAGUAUCAAAUCGAGACAUUGCUGAUGAUUAUUAUGCUGUGUUGGGCCUACUUCAAGAUGCCACACCUGAGCAAAUAAAAAAAGCCUAUUAUAAUUGCAUGAAAGCUUGCCAUCCAGACCUGAGUGGCAAUGAUCCAGAAACCACAAAUUUUUGCAUGUUCAUUAAUGAGGUUUAUGAGGUUCUCAGUGAUCCUGUGCAGAGAAUGGUUUAUGAUGAAAUUCAUGGAUAUGCUUUGACUGCAAUUAAUCCUUUCUUGGAUGAUUCCAGCCCAAAGGAUCAUGUAUUUGUUGAUGAGUUUAGCUGCAUAGGCUGCAAGAAUUGUGCCAAUGUUUGCCCAGAUGUAUUUGGCAUUGAGGAAGACUUUGGAAGAGCUAGAGUUUAUAGCCAGUCUGGAAAAUCUGAAUCAGUUCAACAAGCAGUUGAAAGCUGCCCAGUGGAUUGCAUUCAUUGGACUUCUGCUGCUCAGCUGUCGUUGCUUGAAGACGAAAUGCGUAGGGUAGAAAGAGUAAACGUUGCCUUGAUGCUCUCAGGAAUGGGGUCAUCAGGUGUGGAUGUCUUCCGCAUGGCAAGCUCUAGAUGGGAAAAGAGACAACUCAAAGUCUUGGAACAAGCUAAAACGAGGAUGACGAAGCAGAAAGAUUCUGAUAUAACUCAAUCAUAUUGGAACAACCUUUGGGGCAAACCCAAAGACCGUGAAAAUCCAGAGAAAGAAGUGAAAGAGAGGGCACGACGAGCUGCAGCAGCUGCUCGAAGAUGGAGGGAGUAUUCUCGACGGGGAGCUGACAAACCUCCCACCUUCAAACUUCCUGAGGCAGCCUCUAUAAGGAACAGUGAGCGGUAA
This is a messenger RNA of Fraxinus pennsylvanica, 1320 nucleotides long. The record is from the annotation of a GenBank genome assembly. NCBI's taxonomy places the organism in Eukaryota, Viridiplantae, Streptophyta, Magnoliopsida, Lamiales, Oleaceae.